Messenger RNA from Phragmites australis (common reed), 4599 nucleotides. Its product is annotated as probable magnesium transporter NIPA4. The record is from RefSeq and is a predicted model, not a curated record. Gene Ontology annotation, molecular function: magnesium ion transmembrane transporter activity. NCBI's taxonomy places the organism in Eukaryota, Viridiplantae, Streptophyta, Magnoliopsida, Poales, Poaceae. Bases 323 to 1393 code for a protein of 356 amino acids. The transcript has 8 exons. Gene Ontology annotation, biological process: magnesium ion transport. Gene Ontology annotation, cellular component: membrane.
CGAGCCAACACCCAAACCCCACGCCGAAACAUCGGCGCAGCGUGGACUCGCGCCCCAUUUUCCAUUCCACUUCUCCUCUCCUCUUCAUCCCCUCCGUCUCGCCGACGCCGCCGCCGUCCGCCCCCGUCUCCUGCGCUCUGUCCCGUAGCACCGCGAAUGCGAAGCCCUCGCCUCUCUUAGCCCGGCCGGGUUAAGCGAGCGGCGGCGGCCGAACACACAGCGCCGCGUCCGGAUCUCGCAUGCGCCGCCACGGCCGCCCCGCGAUCUAGCGGCGGGCGUGCUACCCCGCCGGAGGGUAAGGCUUCUGGGGGGCGGGGAGGAUAUGGCUGCGGAUGCGUCCACCUCUGCGGCGGCGGGCGCGGGGCGCGGGAGCUGGGUGGAGGGGAUGUCUGCGGACAACAUCAAGGGGCUGGUGCUUGCGCUUUCCUCCAGCUUCUUCAUAGGCGCCAGCUUCAUCGUCAAGAAGAAGGGGCUCAAGAAGGCCGCCGCGUCCGGCGUCCGUGCAGGUGUUGGUGGUUACUCCUACUUGUAUGAACCAUUAUGGUGGGCAGGAAUGAUUACAAUGAUUGUUGGAGAAGUGGCUAACUUUGCAGCGUAUGCUUUUGCUCCUGCUAUCCUGGUCACGCCACUUGGUGCACUUAGCAUCAUCAUUAGUGCUGCUCUUGCAGACAUUAUGUUGAAGGAGAAGCUACAUAUAUUUGGUAUACUUGGAUGUGUUCUUUGUGUCGUGGGUUCAACAACUAUUGUACUUCAUGCCCCUCAGGAGCGUGAAAUUGAGUCUGUAGCAGAAGUGUGGGAUCUUGCUACCGAACCAGCCUUCCUAUUUUAUGCCGCCAUCAUUCUUGCUGCAACCUUUGUGCUCAUAUACCACUUUAUCCCAAAAUAUGGUCAGACACACAUCAUGGUGUAUAUUGGUGUUUGUUCACUUGUAGGAUCUCUAUCGGUCAUGAGUGUGAAAGCUCUUGGAAUAGCCUUGAAACUGACCUUUUCUGGAAUGAACCAGCUUAUUUAUCCGCAAACAUGGGUGUUCACUAUUGUUGUUGUUGCAUGUAUAGUAACACAGGUGAACUAUUUGAACAAGGCUCUUGACACUUUCAAUACAGCAGUUGUUUCACCAAUAUACUACACGAUGUUUACAUCCCUAACCAUUUUGGCUAGCGUGAUAAUGUUCAAGUUUGACCAUAUGGUGUUGGACAAUCAACUCUUGGACCACUAUUCCAUACUGGGCCUUGGAUCCCAGUGUCAUUCCAUUUGUUUUACCUGUAAUACUGCAGACCAUGCUGAAACACUUUCUGCUGCUAAAAAUUGUAAUCGGAUUAUUUGGUGGGAAGAGCUUUUGUGCUCUCCCCAAAAGGCAAGAGCUCUAGUUUUGAAGCAGGUAGGUGGGAAUUGAGGGCCAGAUUUCUGAUCAUCAAUAUGCUUAAGAUCAGUGUAAUUUUCAUUCUAGAAGAGUACAGAAAUGGUGCUCAUUCUCACUUCAUACUCAUCAAAUGUUUUCUGUUGGAUAAAUUUGAUUUCUUAAACUGUGGGAAUUGAACUGAAAGCACCUAACAUGAUCCAUGUCAGAAUUACAUUUUUCUUAGCCUCCUAGUCUAUCCAAAUUACUAGACAAUCUUCACUUGACCUAAUCUUGCACCUAGGUAUAUUUUAUGCACAAUGCUAGUGUUCAUAUGGCAAUUGUUUUGGUUGGUAGCUCCUUCACCAGAAAGUAUUCUAGUAUGAUCCUAACAUUUACCUUUGCAAUGGACGCUCUGCCUCGCUCCCCCUCAGCACCCUCCACACCUUCAGCCUCACACCAGCGCCUCACUCGAGAUCGGCGCCCACCUCCCUGACUUUGAUUUCUCCCUUGUCAGCCACCCCCACUUCUUCCCCGCAUGAGUUGGCUCCCUCCCUCUCGCCGCUCGCCUCGCUGUUUGCACCUGCACCAGUCGGUCGCCCCAAAGGGUCUUCGAUGGAUUGACUGUAGCCCCCCUGCUCCCAAGUCUGGCGGCCUCCUAUUGGAGUAGGGCUCUCCUGCUCCGAUCUCCUUCAGCCCAUUGGACCUGUGACAGCGGUGUGUCGAGCUCCGCUGCCUGUACCCUGUCCGUUCAUUCGCUUGGUGAUCCGCCACGUCCCUACCAAGGUGCCGGGUUCGGACGCCGUUUGAUGGCAUGAGGUGGUCUCCAGACGCUUGAGGUCCAGUUGCCUUCUGCCCCCCCCCCCCUCGGGGCAGCCGCUCAAGCCUGUUUUGGAGCUUCUUCGGGGGAAAUGCUUCAAUUGCCUGGCAAUGUGCUGGCGUAUUACUCGAUGCCUUCGUUGCCUUUCCCUGGGCCACAUGGCUUUCAAGUGUACCUGACCGCACGCCCCUUCAUUGGCCUCUCUGGUGGUGGAUGGUGCUCUCCUUUCGGCCACGAUGUUGAGUUGUUUCGAUUGACAUUGUAUCUCUCCCUAGCAGGGGCUGUCUGUUGGCCCUGGUGAGGUUCUUUGUGCACCGUUGGCCUCAGUCUUUGCUGCUACGGCGAAGGAUCAUGGCGUUCGGUUUGGUCAUUGUUGACGCCACCCCCCCCCCCCCAUGUUGUCGUUCUUUCGCGUUGGCUAUUCGUGGACCUGCAAUUCCUUCUUCCCCCGGGUCUAGCCUUGAUCGGAGACUGGGCCAUCGGAGAUUGUUCGGAGUUCUAGACCCUAGCUUCUUCAUCAGCGACCACGACGGUGGGUCCCCGGACAGAAUUGUGUUUCUUGGACCGCUAUGAGCGCCUAGUUCAGGCAAAAGAGGACUUGCGACGAGCUGUUUUUGUGACGAUCAUUGGUACAAGACCAAUUACAUCGCUAGAGGUGGCUUCUGCCAUUGUUGUCAGGUUUAAUCUUGAGGCUGGCUCCCUUUCCAUUCACCGUUCUUAGCCUAAAGACUUCCUUCUAUUGCUGCCGGACGUGAACACAGCAAAGUUAGUUUGCAAUGGCAGUCGGCCUAUGCGCUUGCUGCGGUUCAAUAUGCUGGUGAAACCUUGGACGCGUCUGGCGCACGCAAACGGGAGGACUCUUCCUUUCAAGGUUUAGCUGUCUCUUCACCAAAUCCCGGCUCAUGCCUGGUAGCGGGCAUUGGCGGAGCAACUCUUGUCCUCCUGCUAUUGGAUCUAACAACUUCAUCCCUCUAUUGUAGAUCGUUUGCACCUUUCUGUGUUCCAUCUCACAGCCUGGACCAGUGACCUGACUCUAUUCCGCCAUGUAAGGAUCUCCUUGUCAGGGAGCCCGAUGGUCCUCUGGCCGCCGAGGAGUCUCUGGUUACGAAGGUCUUGGCUUACAAAAUCGAUAUCGUCCUGUUUGAGGUGUUGGAUUUUUCCUAUUCUUCGGGGUCCCCUUCAGGUAGGCCGGUUCUUUUUGUCGGGACACCUUUGGUUUUGGGCUAGAUUGCUCAAGAUGGGUUCGUGAGCUAUUUGGCAACGGGAAGUGUUCUAGAACUCCCCUUCUCGGCGUGUCGAGCCCAUGCAGGUUCAAACCGAAGAUUUGGCGCGUCGUAGGCUGGGGUUGCAGGUAGCAGGGCUUCCUGCCGAUGGGCCGGCUCUUCAAUAAAGCCAGACGCAUCACACCACGUUGUCUACAACAGCUCAUGUUGUUUUCAUCUCUACGAUAGCCAUCCCGACGUCUGGGCUUUUGCCAUAGCCCCAUAUUCAGAAGUGUCGCAAGAAAACGCUACUGCCUGACACCUCGCUGAGAAGAAGUGCUAGGAUUGUUGCUCAGCGUGGGGCUUCUUCCACAUCAACACAACCUUCUUCUCUAGUCAUCCACAAGUUGGGUCUCGUACCAGAACAUGCUCAAGUGGAUCAGGAUGCGUAGGACACUUAUGCCAAACUUUUCCUCAACACGCUAUCACGAGCAAACAUCACGACGUUAUUAGCGAUAUUUGGGUGAUCACCUCUGGAGGAUGGUCAUGCGAGAGAGGCUGAGAUUACCUCAGUUCGGGUGGAUUGCCCUUGAGUGCAUUUGGUCGCUCCUCAUUAUCUCUCGAAUGUCGUCAUCUAAAAUUCUCGUGUGGAACGUUCGCCGCCUGACAAGGCGGCACGUCGUGAUUCUGUUCGUCAUAUGGUUGCAUCGGUCCAGGUCGACAUUGUUGGGUCCGAAUUUUGAUGGGUGGCACUUUCUGCCAGCCUCCAGUACGAGAUGUGGGGUGCUUAACAUGUGGAAGGGAUGUACAAGGCUGUGGUGACCCAUUCUGAUUCUUACUCCAUCUCGGUUCAGUUCCGCGAGCAGGAUGGCCGCUGCUGGUGGUUCACCGGUGCGUACGACCCUCAGUCGUACUCAAAAAAGGUUCUCUUCCUUGAUGAGCUCAGGAGCAGUCACACACGAUGUUUCGGUCCAUGGGCCAUUGCGGGAGACUUUAAUCUAAUCCACCAGUCUGAAGACAAGAGCAAUGCGAACAUCGACCGGGCUAUGAUGGGAAGGUUUUGCAGAUUGUUGAAUGGGCUAGAGCUGAAGGAAAUAACGCUCGUUGGUUGCAGGUUUACGUGGUCUAAUGGGUGGACCUCGCCAACUUUGGUCAAACUGGAUAGGGUGUUUUGCACCACCAAUUGGCUGAUUGUCUUCUCCAAAGUUCGGCUUCGGGAAUCUCUGAUCACUGCCCUCUUA